Mobula hypostoma (lesser devil ray) is the source of this 3652-nucleotide messenger RNA. RefSeq names its product phosphodiesterase 12 (gene pde12). Bases 938 to 2662 code for a protein of 574 amino acids. Lineage: Eukaryota; Metazoa; Chordata; Chondrichthyes; Myliobatiformes; Myliobatidae. Gene Ontology annotation, biological process: nuclear-transcribed mRNA catabolic process, deadenylation-dependent decay. The transcript is spliced from 3 exons. The record is from RefSeq and is a predicted model, not a curated record. Gene Ontology annotation, molecular function: 3'-5'-RNA exonuclease activity. Gene Ontology annotation, cellular component: mitochondrion.
CGCUGCUGUUUUCUCGAAUAGUUUUUGCUGUUUAAGAGUUGUCCCAAAUAAAUGGCUACCCCAACUAACCGAUGGAUCAAUUAACCAGAAUCCACUGUACUUGCAAAGAGGGGGUGCGCAGUGAAACUCCACCGGUUCCUGAGAUGGGAGAUUUGUCAUAUGAGGGGGGAUUCAUCAGGCCAGGCCUCUCCUCCCUGGAGUUGAAAAAGAAUGAGAGGUGGCACACUGUAUUAUGGAUCAGCAAGCAGAUCUACUCGCAGUCCAACUCAUGAUCUUUCAAAAUUUUAUCUAUCUUCACCUUAAAUACUUCUAAUGAUACAGCUUGCCUAACACCAAAGGGUACAGAAUUCAGGAGAUUAUCAGAAUCAGAAUCAAAAUCGGGUUUAAUAUCACUGGCAUAGGUCAUGAAAUUUGUUAACCCUGCAGCAGCAGUACAAUGCAAUACGUGAUAAUACAGAGAAAAAAACUGAAUUAUCAUGAAGUAUAUAUAUAGUUACAUUAAAUAGUACAAAAAUAGAAAUAAAAUAUAGUGAGGUAGUGUUCAUGGGUUCAAUGUCCAUUCAGAAAUCGGAUGGCAGAGGGGAAUCAUUGAGUGUAUCUUGUUUUAAAUAACUGGUCCCUUAUUUAUGCCCCUUCGUCCAGACCCUCUCACUAAUGGAAACAUGUUAACAUCUACUCAGACAUGCCCCUCAUUCUUCUGAAUUCCAAAGGACACAGACCCAGACUUUACUGUUUGGACACCUGGCAUAGUGGAGAGGGACUCGGGAGUCGGCAGCGUCGCCCAGCUCCGGCUGUGCUGUGCCGUGCCGCCCCUUCGCAGCAGAUGCGCGUCGCCAGCUGCCGCUUCCAUUGAACGGCGCAGUUUAUCUGCCAUCGGGCCCGAGCCGGCGCCGACUUUCUCUCCGCGGCCUGGGAGAAGAGCGGGGCCGGCUCAUUCAUGCCCGCUCUGCUGGGCAGCGUCCUCCACCUACUGCAGCGUUCGUGCUCGGCGGGGCUCCGUGCGGCGGCCUCCUGGGCGCCGGGUGCAGCGAUGCAGACGGCCGUGGUCCGCUGCGUCCCGGGCGAGGCUAAAAUGACCAUCUCGUUCGAGCUGAACGGCGGGCACCGGCGGCUGGCGCGGGAGCAGAGCGAGUGCCUGCGGGCCGCGCUCGCUCGCAUCGCGCACAACGUGCUGAAGGCACAAAGCAAGCCCAGGAAAGGGCGGAAGGCGGCGGAGCAGGCCCAGGCCCCGGCCCCGACCCAGGUCCCAGAUGUAAGUCUGUACCUGGAUGAGCAGGCCGUGCCCGACGACACGAGGAACGCCGAGGCCUGGCAGGACGGUGCGGAGCUGCGUGUGGGGGAAGCGCGGUACCGGGUGCAGCGAAACCCGCCGACACUGACUCGCCUCGAGUUACCCGCUUCGAUCCUGGCCGGCUUCCCGGUCUGCCCGCAGGUUCAGAUCGAAUUCGGCGAGCCGGCUGAGUCGCGCUUCGAGUGGCUGAGGGAGGCUGCGGGGUCGGGGUCCGGCACCGGCAGCUGGGAGCCGGCGGCGAGCGGCAGGGUCUUCAUCCCCGACAACGGCCUCGUCGGCUCGAAGCUGAAGCUGCGCUGCCGCCCGGGCGACGGCAGCAGGUUCGGGCCGGCGGCCGAGCUGCAGAGCGCGGGCGCCGUGGAGGCCGGCCCGGGAGUCUGCACCUUCGACAGCCGCCACUCGUUCACUCGCGAAGCGGUGUCCGGAGCGCAGCUCCGGGUGGUUUCCUACAACAUCCUGGCGGAUGUGUACGCGAAGACCGAGCUGUCCAAGACCACCCUGUACCCCUACUGCGCGCCGUACGCUCUCCACGCCGACUACAGGCAGAACUUGAUCAAGAAGGAGCUCAGCGGCUACCACGCCGACAUCCUCUGCCUGCAGGAGGUGGACAAGCACGUCUUCUACGACAGCCUGUCGCCGGCCCUGGACGCUUUCGGUUUUCACGGAUUGUUUCGGAUCAAGGAGAAGCAGCACGAAGGUCUCGCCACCUUCUUCAGAGCCUCCAAGUACCGACUGCUAAGUCAACAUGAUGUGACUUUUAGUGAGGCUCUGGCUUCGGAUCCCUUGCACACCGAUCUUCUACAAAAGAUUUCUGCAAACCCCACCAUCAAGGAGAAGGUGCUGCAAAGAUCAACCGCCUUACAGUCUCUUGAAGAUUCAUCAAGGAAAGUGUGUAUUGCUAAUACUCAUCUUUACUGGCACCCAAAAGGAGGGCACAUUCGUCUUAUUCAGAUAGCAAUCGCGUUUCGUCAUCUGCAUCAAAUUACUUCAGAGAUGUAUCCUAAUGCACCAAUAAUCUUUUGUGGUGACUUUAAUAGCAUCCCGAAUUCAGGAUUGCAUGAAUUUGUUACCAAAGGAAGCAUUUCUGCAGAUCACCAAGACUGGUCUUCAAAUGGUGAAGAGGAACAAUGCCAGAUGUCUCUUACUCACUCCUUUGAACUUAGAAGUGCCUGUGGAGAACCUGCUUACACAAAUUAUGUAGGUGGCUUUCAAGGCUGUUUGGACUAUAUUUUUAUGGAUGGAAACACGUUUGAAGUUGCUCAGGUGAUUCCUUUUCCAACUCAUGAGGAAAUCACCUGCCAUUUGGCCCUGCCAAGUGUUUCACAUCCAUCAGAUCACAUUGCACUUGUCUGUGAUCUUCAGUGGAAAUGAACAGUGCCCUCUUGUCAGUUAGUUUACUAAUGGUAAAUAACACUGUGUGAAUUUACAAAGGGUAUACCUUGACAAAAUAAACAAGUGUAUAAGCAUCUUUGGAGAUGGUGAAUGAGUAUGAGAUUUUGUUUAACAAGACACUGCAGUAAAUGGAGAUCAGAAUAAUCCAAAAUAAUAAUGUAAAAAAUAGAAUCAAGCAUGAUAACCAGUUGUCUGGCAGGAUUUGUAAUGUCUGCAAAGGCUCAUGUUUUCUGGAAAAGGAAGUGUUAUAUGCAUUAAGUUAGGGACAGAAAGAGCUACAAAAAAUGCUGGAGGAAAUCAGCUGGUCAGGAAGCAUCUAUGGAAUGGAAUAAACAUGUGUGGUUUGCAAAGACCAUCUCAAUUUUUGGACAUUCACUAUUUAACAAGGUUUAUGUUCCCAGUUUGUGUUUAGAUAUUAGAAUAUCAAAGAAACAACAAUGGGUGGCUAUCAAUAAAAGUAACAUGGCUGACUUAUUCUAAGUAAAUGUGUUAUUUGAGCACAUGUAAAACAAAAAAGUUUUUUUUCCAAAUUUGUAAUGAUUGUUAAUCUUGUGAGAAAAGUACAUAUACUGAUUAUCACUGGAGAGAAUACAUUUGAUAUGUGAUAGCUGCAAAUCAUUUUGGGUGAGAUACAGAAAAUGAGCAAACACUUUGCCAGUUUAGUUGGGGACAAACAGAAUGACAGCUUUUUCAUCAACUGGUUUUGAUAGAAUAUUUUUCCAUUGCUUUUGUGUUGUACUUUCCUUAUAAUCAAUUUUUCCACCCAGGCUCCUGCCACCCUCAUAAACAGGGUGUAUUUCCUCUUCACUUAUCCAAAUGUUUGUCUAGCUCCCCUUUGAAUGCAUUUGUCCAAUUCACUUAAAUAACAAGUUGUAUAUUUUGAGUUCUAUUAUUUCUUAUUUACUAGUUGACAGUCUAUCAGUGCCAUUGCAACCACAUUAAGAAAUGGAAGUUCACCCAAGAAACAUG